AUGCGGUUCGUCAUUCCCUUCAUCACCCUCAGCUCCCUGGCUGCGGCCAUCAGCAUCACCGAGCCGGCCCUCAACUCAACCUACGCCGCCGGUUCCACCAUCACCGUCAACUGGACCACGGUUGACACCGAUCCCACCACCUUCAGCCUCUAUCUCUGGAAUUUCGUCUACUGGCCACCCUCCUAUGUCCCCUUGGCGCUUGACAUUCCGACCUCCGACCUGUCAUACCCCGUGCAAAUCCCCUGCGACACCGAUCCCGAGUGGGGCUACCAGAUCAGCGGGAUCAACGGCACCAACGUCUAUAUCAUCUACGCCCAGUCCGAGAAAUUCUUCGUCUCCGACGCGGCCAACGCGACCGACUGUGUUGAUACGAGUCUUACAGCACCCGGAGCAUCUGCUACGUCUACCUGCCCUGCAGCAUCUACCGUUUAUGUCACGGUGAGCCCUACCGCGUCCAGCUCUGCUUUGUUCCACCACAGUCAUCACCAUGAUCAUCAUCUGCUUCAUGACCAUUCCUCCCAUCUCCCGGCUCCUUCAUCCACUCCUGCUCCUGCCUCCUCCAGAUCUGUCAAGCCAGGAAUCGUGCCUAAGACUAUUGGUUGGUGUUCAGACUAUUCCCACCCUGUGACCUUGAACAAGGUUCCCACGCCGACGGCAGCAUUGUAUGAGGCGGAGACGGCGUCCCAGGCCAGCACUCAGGAUGUCAGCUUCGUGACGGCCACCACUACCAUGAGCGUUGUCGGCAGUGCCGGGAGCGAUGGAUGUCCUUUUGUCUGA
This is a messenger RNA of Aspergillus tubingensis, 777 nucleotides long. Its product is annotated as GPI anchored serine-threonine rich family protein. The coding region runs from base 1 to 777 and encodes 258 amino acids. The transcript has a single exon. The record is from RefSeq and is a predicted model, not a curated record. NCBI's taxonomy places the organism in Eukaryota, Fungi, Ascomycota, Eurotiomycetes, Eurotiales, Aspergillaceae.